This is a messenger RNA of Heteronotia binoei (common prickly gecko), 1871 nucleotides long. RefSeq names its product inositol-3-phosphate synthase 1 (gene ISYNA1). Gene Ontology annotation, biological process: phospholipid biosynthetic process; inositol biosynthetic process. Gene Ontology annotation, cellular component: cytoplasm. Bases 9 to 1682 code for a protein of 557 amino acids. The transcript is spliced from 10 exons. The record is from RefSeq and is a predicted model, not a curated record. Lineage: Eukaryota; Metazoa; Chordata; Lepidosauria; Squamata; Gekkonidae. Gene Ontology annotation, molecular function: inositol-3-phosphate synthase activity.
UAGACACCAUGGCGACAUCGUUUGUGGUGGACAGCCCCAAUGUCACCUACACCCCCGAUUUCAUCGAGGCCCGCUACACCUACGACACGGCUCUGGUGUGCCAGGAGGAAGGCACCACAAAGGUGAAGCCCUGCUCCACGAAGCUCACCUUCCGCACGGAGAGGCACGUUCCAAAGCUGGGGGUCAUGCUGGUUGGCUGGGGUGGGAACAACGGCACCACGGUGACGGCGGCCGUCUUGGCCAAUCGGCUGGGUCUCUCCUGGACGACCAAGACAGGCACUAAGAAAGCCAACUAUUACGGGUCCCUCUUGCAAGCCUCCACCGUGUCCCUGGGCACUGGCCGCUCUGGAGAAGUUUUCAUUCCCUUCCGGGAACUCCUUCCUAUGGUACAUCCAGAUGACAUCGUCUUUGAUGGGUGGGACAUCUCCGGGAUGAACCUGGCGGAUGCCAUGCAAAGGGCCGAAGUCUUGGACUGGUCGCUUCAGCAGCAACUCCGGCCGUUCCUGCAGGGCCUGAAGCCUCGGCCGGGCAUCUACAGCCCGGAGUUUAUCGCUGCCAACCAGGAGGAGAGAGCAGACAACGUCCUGGGGGGGACCAUGGCUGAGCAGGUGGCUCAGAUCCGCCACGACCUCCGGGACUUCAAGAACUCUAGUGGGGUGGACAAGGUGAUUGUCCUCUGGACAGCCAACACGGAGCGGUUUUGCGAGGUGCAGCCCGGCAUCAAUGACACGGCCGCCCACCUGCUGCAAGCCAUUGAGUGUGACCGAGAGGUGUCGCCUUCCACUCUCUACGCGGUGGCCAGCAUCCUGGAGGGGUGUGCUUACAUCAACGGCUCCCCACAGAACACCUUUGUGCCAGGGGCUGUGGAGCUGGCAGUCCAGAGAGGGGUCUUCAUUGCAGGAGACGACUUCAAGUCCGGCCAGACGAAGCUCAAGUCCGUCCUGGUGGAUUUCCUGGUCAGCUCAGGGCUUAAGCCCGUCUCCAUCGUCAGCUACAACCACCUGGGCAACAACGACGGCUGCAACCUCUCCGCGCCUGCCCAGUUCCGCUCGAAGGAGGUCUCUAAGAGCAGCGUGGUCGACGACAUGGUCCAGUCCAAUCCCCUCCUCUACGGGCCAGGGGAGCGGCCGGAUCACUGUGUGGUCAUCAAGUACGUCCCCUACGUGGGGGACAGCAAGCGGGCCUUGGAUGAGUACACGUCAGAGAUUGCCUUGGGGGGCACCAACACCGUCGUGAUCCACAACACUUGCGAGGACUCCCUCCUGGCCGCCCCCAUCAUCUUGGACCUGGUGAUCCUCACUGAGCUCUGUCAGCGGAUCCGCGUGGGGGUGGAGGGCGAGACGGAGCCGCAGCCCCUCCAUAGCAUCCUGUCGCUGCUCGGUUUCCUCUGCAAAGCCCCCUUGGUCCCUCAAGGCACCCCGGUGGUGAACGCCCUCUUCCGCCAACGGGCCGCCCUGGAGAACUUCUUCAGGGCCUGCGUGGGCCUUCCACCCCAGAACCACAUGCUCUUGGAGUACAAGACCCAACAGCCGUGGGGCUGCACCAGGCGCCCCUCCUCCGCGUCCACCCCACCUUGGCCUGCCUCUCUCCCAAAGAAAGCCCCACAUGUCAACGGCUUCCUGUGCCCCCAAGAAAGCGAUGGGCCUAUGCCCCCCGGCCUGGCUGCAGGACACGCUCGCUGAUGGGACUCUUCCGUUUCUCUUGGUCUGUCUUUGCUGUCUUGUCUUUUUUGUACUGAGUAGGUUUAGGAAAGGAAGGAGGAACAGUGCAUCACUAAAGGUGGGCAGAAUAACUCCCCCCCUCUCCUUUUGAAAGGCAUUUAUUCAAAAUGAAUGUUCAACUCUGAAAUAAUAAAGUUUUGGAGAGAAAAA